Messenger RNA from Penicillium lagena, 3240 nucleotides. RefSeq names its product MIZ zinc finger domain protein. Gene Ontology annotation, molecular function: zinc ion binding; SUMO ligase activity. The record is from RefSeq and is a predicted model, not a curated record. The transcript has a single exon. Gene Ontology annotation, biological process: protein sumoylation. Bases 1 to 3240 code for a protein of 1079 amino acids. Lineage: Eukaryota; Fungi; Ascomycota; Eurotiomycetes; Eurotiales; Aspergillaceae.
AUGGCCUCUCCCACUCGGUCGCGCGCUGAUCCCCGCCUGGAGUCAUCCAACUCCACCGCAAGCAUUUUUCUUGGCGGCGUGCGGAGGACUUGGAUGCCGAACUCGUCGCAUCCGAACCCGGCCGCCACCCUCUCCUCCAAGCGCCCCGAGCAUUGUUCCAUUCCAACCCCCACGAGCGAACACCAAUCGAAGGCCGCCUCCGCGCAGAUUGAUCGCGACCGUCCGGCCGUCCCGUCAGGUACCACAACCUCGCAGACUUUGAUGUCGCCCGUGACACCCGGCGCGAAUUUACAGCUUCAACAGAACCAGCCAUGCCAUCCGACGAUUAUCUCGACUCCCUCAACCAGUCACUCUCCAACAACUGCUCUUCCCUCUCCCGUACCGAGCACCAACUCCCACGCCAGCCCCGCUAAGAACAGCCAUGGUCCUACAAAUCGUGCCACGCCCGCCCCUCAGGCUUCUACAAGGCCAGCGCCCACGACACCACGUACGAAUGGGGAAAUCUGGCCCCCGCAACCGUCAAGUCAGAAUGCCUCGCAGCCUCAGUUCCAGGCCUCAGGGAACAUUACGACGCGUCCAGGACAGCAGGAGGACAACACCACCUCUGUACCACAGCCGGCCAACGGCAGUGCUCAACUAGCCCUAUCGAAGCAGCUAUCCAAACAUCAGACAUUGUCGCCACUGAGCGAACACGUCUGGCAGCUGUGGAUAAAGAAUCUGCAGAUCAUGAGGGAAGGAUUGGAGGUCAGGGGCGAACUGUCUCCGGAGUACGGAGUGCCUCGAAUGUCGGUCCUGCACCAGGCAUGUCAGAAACAGGAUCUUUUCUUCAUAGUACUUCAUCAGAUGUACUGUGUACGGACCGUGGACCCUUAUCUGUAUGACCGGAUUCCCGAGCUCCGGGGGACUCAUUGUCAAGAGGGCAUGCUCUUGCUCCAGGACCUCUUGGUGGACAAUCUCACCCUUCCACUGAGAUCGGUCGAGGCGUGGGCUCAGUUCCCAUGCCCUGCACAAGAUUUAAUGCCACUGGACGGGUAUAAUUUGAUGAUACAGAAGAUCCCCUGCGUUUUGACCCGACUCGUGACAGAUUGGCGACCCCUUUAUCGCGCUUGCUAUGAGCGACGGUACCCGCCGCUGGUGGAAGAACUCGUGCUAAUAUUCGAGACGACAUCGCAUGCCUUCCUCUCCACUAUCUUUGUGUCCUUGUGCCGCGAACUCUAUGAACCCAGCUAUCAACAGCAACUGGGACAUAUCUUCUGCCGCGAUUAUUUGGCGCUGGAACGCCGUAUUGCCAAUGGCGAGGCCUUGAACUCGCAAGAAAGGAAUGCCCCCUUCAUCAAGUCCUACCUCAAGCUCCCUAUAUCUUCCAGAGCAUUACAUCCAAUUAACUGGACGCCUGGUUUUUCGCGCGGCCAAGUUCCGAUUGUGUAUCAAACUGUUCAGGUCGCGAGCAUGCUGUCUCCGAGUAUUAUGUCUCCAACUUCUGGCAAUGGUCAAUCAUCUGUUGCGAGUCCCCAGCUGCCUGCACCAAAUUCGCCUUACGGUCUGUCUCACCAAAGACCGGGCAUCGCACAGCCGGUGUCACACGGCCAGCCGUAUCACUCGCCAUACCACCAAGUGCUUCCAAGUCAUCCGGCAUCAUCCCAGCCGGUUCCAACUUAUGCCGUCCCCCCGUCCAUCCCGCAGUAUGAUGGGGCGGGUGGUUCCAGACCUCUGUUGCAGACGCAGGCGUCUCAGCCACCCAGGGCUACUCAAUGGGACCCUGUUGUCCAGCAACGCCGCCCACCGGCUGCAGUGGGAAGAGUACCUGGGUCGGGAUUACCCCAUCCUUUGCCUUCACGGCCGACUGUGCCCUCUCCACACCAUGCGCCCUCCCAACAAUCCCCUCCAUCUCAGUACCAUGCACCUCCUCAACGCCCUACGCCUUCUCAGCAACCUGCCACUCGACAAGCUGCGGUGCCACAGCAGCAUCCUCCUCGGACCGACCGUAGAACCUCGGGGCAGCAAUCUCAGCCGCGACGUGGUACAUCUCUAUUGCCACCGGCCGGCUACAAACCGUCUCAGACAGCUCAUCCAAAUCCGUUGCGGUUUGGCCUUCAUCAGGCUCACCUUCGCGAUCCGGUCAAAAAACUGGUGGAGCGUAACGCAAGCGAGGAGCUGGUCGACACGAAGUUAUUCCAGUAUCUUGGAGGAUUUGUUCUCAACCCGACGUUUCUAGAGACUCCAAAAACGUGUCACAAGUGGACUUUUCAACUGUCAAAUGCUCAAUGCAGGAGAUUCCCGCCCACAGUUAGUCAAGGAGAAGGAAAGCGGCCAUUGCGAACCUUUCAAAGUGGGUGUUGGACGUUCCGCCUGCGGUCUAUCAAGAUGCCCCCCUCCCGAAAGCCGGAAGUCGAGCAAGUGUGGGCCAGUGCGAAAACAACGUGGCCGAGCGUCUUUUAUAUCUUUGUCAACGAUCAGGAGCUUUUCGCGCGCAGAAAGCUUCACAAUGGCAAGGACCUCCCUCUGGACAUCACGGACUAUCUCACGGAAGGAGUCAAUAAAAUCACCUUGAACUUGCUUCUCGACAAGUACGAGUGCAAGACCCAGCAGUACGCGUUCGCGGUGGAAGUCAUGGAAGUGACCGGAUAUAUGCAGUUGCGGAGUCGCGUACCGUCCCUCCCUGCGGCUGAGUCGCGUGCCCUUAUCCAAAAACGUCUGUCUCCCAUCACAGACGACGAGGAAAUCACGGUCAUCACCGACAGUUUGACCGUCAGCCUGAUCGACCCUUUCUCAGCCCGCAUCGUCGAUGUCCCCGCUCGUUCUCGGCAAUGUGACCACCUGGACUGCUUUGAUCUAGAAACCUUCCUCAGCACGCGGAAAUCGGCCUCAGACUCACUUCCCAUGAACGACAACUGGUUCUGCCCGAUCUGCAAAGCAGACGCGCGUCCCCAGGUUCUGUUCAUCGAUGGCUUCUUUGCCGAGGUACUGCAGGAAAUUACUCGCCAGAAGCGACGAGAGGACGCACAGGCAAUCGAGAUCAAGAUUGACGGGUCGUGGAACUUGAAGGUUGUCAGCGACGAGAAUAGUCGUGAUAGCUCAGGAGAUCCCGUCCAACGUCCAACGUUAAAACGCAAGGCCGACAGCUCGCCAGGUGCGGGUGAUGCUCGCUCAGGCUCCCGCGGGGUUUUGAAGCAUGAAGGAAGUCCCACCCCGUCUCCCUUCGUCGUCCACAAGGAGCCGGAUGUCAUUGAGAUCGACUAG